This is a messenger RNA of Epithele typhae, 300 nucleotides long. RefSeq lists its product as uncharacterized. Bases 1 to 300 code for a protein of 99 amino acids. The transcript is spliced from 4 exons. NCBI's taxonomy places the organism in Eukaryota, Fungi, Basidiomycota, Agaricomycetes, Polyporales, Epitheliaceae. The record is from RefSeq and is a predicted model, not a curated record.
AUGGCUGACACCGAGUCCGCGCCCGCGCCCAUCGAGAUCAACGACGCCUACUUCUGCCAGCAUCUCAAGGAGGUCUGCACCGUGUGCUCGUACGACGGGCGGGAAGAGAACGACGCGUUCUUCGGGUUCGACCCCAUCAGCCGCGAAGGGCUCGAGGCGCCCGCGUCCAGCCAGAACAAGGAGGGCGUGUACCAGUGCAAGAAGCACGGCUCUACUGGGUGCUCGCAGUGCUACGGCUGGAAGAAGCAGAUCAGCCGGGCGCGCAUCGCCGCCAAGAAGGAGGCGAAGAGGAAGGCUUGA